CUGUUUUGGCUACCCCUAGGUGACGAUGACAGUUCACCUAAACAACAUAACCUCCUUCUCCGAGAUAAGAUAUUCGGUCUAAUUCAUUUAUGGAUUUAGAUAACUCUUCAAGAAGAUAUAAGAUUGCAUGAGACGGUUAUUCGAAUAUUCUUUUAUUUGGCAUUGUGGAAGACUAGCAGUGAUUUUCCUAGCAUAUUAUAUUAGCACUUUAUUAGAGGAAAAACCUUCAUUGUUGGCAUCUGAGAUGGGAAAAAACACGGAAUCUGAAGAUAAAUAUACCAUUCUCUUACCAACAUACAAUGAGAUUGAAAACCUUCCUAUUGUUAUAUGGUUGAUAAAUAAAUAUAUGGAAGAAAGUGGAUAUAACUUCGAAGUAAUUGUGAUUGAUGAUGGAAGUCCUGACGGAACUUUAGAAGCUGCCAAACAACUACAGAAAAUUUAUGGUGAAGAUAAAAUAGUUUUACGUCCUCGAGCGAAAAAACUUGGCCUGGGAACAGCCUAUAUUCAUGGUUUGAAGCAUGCCACUGGAAAUUUUAUAAUUAUUAUGGAUGCUGAUUUGAGUCACCAUCCAAAAUUCAUUCCGGAAUUUAUCGAAAAACAGAAGGAAAAUGAUUUUGAUCUUGUAUCUGGGAGUCGGUACAUAGGAAGUGGUGGAGUCCACGGUUGGGACUUCAAGAGGAAACUCAUUUCCAGAGGUGCUAACUUCUUGAGUCAACUCCUAUUGAGACCAAGGGCCUCUGACUUAACUGGAUCCUUCAGAUUAUACAAAAAGCCUGUGUUGGAAAAGCUUGUUAGCAGUUGCGUAUCGAAGGGAUAUGUUUUUCAGAUGGAAAUGAUCAUACGAGCCAGGCAGUUUAGAUAUACAGUUGGAGAGGUUCCGAUUACUUUUGUUGAUAGGGUGUAUGGGGAAUCAAAAUUGGGUGGAUCAGAGAUUUUUCAAUUUGCCAGUGCUCUUCUUUAUCUCUUUGCAACAACUUAGUUGAGUCUAUGAAAAUUAUGAGAAUUGUUUUCCAGUACUAUAAAGUAUUGACUGAAAAUUUGAUAAUUGAGCCCCAUAUUGAUAUUCAUUCCAUAAUAUAAUGAGUAUAAUUGUGAAUUGAUAAAUAUAUUUCUAGAACAAA
This is a messenger RNA of Coccinella septempunctata (seven-spotted ladybird), 1121 nucleotides long. RefSeq names its product dolichol-phosphate mannosyltransferase subunit 1 (gene Dpm1). The coding region runs from base 128 to 979 and encodes 283 amino acids. Gene Ontology annotation, molecular function: dolichyl-phosphate beta-D-mannosyltransferase activity. Gene Ontology annotation, cellular component: endoplasmic reticulum membrane. The transcript has 3 exons. Gene Ontology annotation, biological process: protein O-linked glycosylation via mannose; GPI anchor biosynthetic process. The record is from RefSeq and is a predicted model, not a curated record. NCBI's taxonomy places the organism in Eukaryota, Metazoa, Arthropoda, Insecta, Coleoptera, Coccinellidae.